GAAGAUUUCUUCUAACUUCAGUUUUUAAAACUGAACGAUAAUUAGUAUUAGUGUAUUGUGUGUUGCAUACGCUUGUUGAUCCCAAAGUGAGGUUAUUUAUUUUAAGACAAUUUAGAAUUUGCUCAUUUUCUACCAAUUUAUUUGUUUAAAAAGAAAGCGAGUAUCCAUAAAUGAACUUUUUUUUAACUCAACCACCGAUUUAUGAACAAUUUUCACACAAAUUGUGAGGUUAUGUUGCAGAGGACAAUUUUUUGAUUAUUGUUACAUGUAUUAGGCCUACGUUAUGAUGCACUACGUUAAACGAAACCAAGUACCUGUGCAACAUCUUAACUGUGAAAUCGACAACAUUGAAAUUUAUUCUUGUAAGGACUGUUUUUUCCAAACCGAAAUUUCAAUACUGUUUAAACAACACAUCCAAGACCAUGAUUCGGUUAAGCGAGACAAAAUAAGGGAGAAAUACACAAUUAAGACUUAUAUUUGUAAGAAAUGUCAAUUCGAAACCUAUUUUGCUCUAAAGUGGUUGCACCAUACUAUGACAUGCGUGGUAAAGAAAAAAAAUCAGAUAAUAAAUACCAAGUGCCAAAAAGCUCCAUUUGAAAGUAAAGAAAAAUCCAUUGUGAGUGUCCAAAGCUCCAUUAAAUGGCACAAAUGUGAAAAAUGUCCAUUUCAAACUAAACUCAAAGGCAACUUAAAAAGCCACAUAGUCGUUCGCCAUUUAAACGCAGAAGACAUCAAAUGGUACAAAUGUGAGGAAUGUCCAUUCCAAACUAAGAUGAAAGGCAACUUGAAACAUCACGUGAUCGCUCGCCACUUGAACGAAGAAGACAUAAAGUGGUACAAAUGUGAAAAGUGUCCAUACAAAGGUAAAAGAAGCUCAAACUUAAAACAACACAUUAUUGCCCUCCAUGCAGAUGAACAAGACAUUAAGUGGCACCAGUGCACAAAAUGCCCGUACAGAAGCAAACACUCGGGGCAUUUAGAACGUCACAAGGCCACCCAUCAUUUGGACGAAAAAGACGUCAAGUGGUACGAGUGUCAGGAGUGCCCGUUCAGAACUAAAAAUAUGUCGUCUUUGCACAGACAUGUAAAUUCGCUGCAUUUGGAUGAACGGGACAUCAAGUGGUUUCAGUGCGAAGUGUGUCCAUAUAAAGCUAAAAGGAGGUUCCAUUUGAAGAGACAUGUGAGUGCGCGGCAUCUGGGGGCCACAUGAAACCAAAGAAAACUCUUAAUACGCACCGAUUAUGGUGUAUAAAGCUAAAAAGUGUCUUUUAUGAGUGUCGCUGUAUUGUGUGUUGCAUACAUCAAUGUCAAGUUUGAGGUUAUGUAUCAUAAGUAACAUUUAAACAAUAUUUUAAUUUUAUAA
Molecule: messenger RNA, 1363 nt
Organism: Zophobas morio
Lineage: Eukaryota; Metazoa; Arthropoda; Insecta; Coleoptera; Tenebrionidae
Product: zinc finger Y-chromosomal protein-like
Exons: 2
Coding region: 284-1210 (308 amino acids)
Biological process (GO): positive regulation of transcription by RNA polymerase II
Cellular component (GO): nucleus
Source: RefSeq, a predicted model, not a curated record